Molecule: messenger RNA, 325 nt
Organism: Staurois parvus
Lineage: Eukaryota; Metazoa; Chordata; Amphibia; Anura; Ranidae
Source: the annotation of a GenBank genome assembly
GAUUGGCAGAGAGGGGUGGAGGACACUGAGUGGAGACCAGUGGAGGGAUUGGCAGAGAGGGGUGGAGGACACUGAGUGGAGACCAGUGGAGGGAUUGGCAGAGAGGGGUGGAGGACACUGAAUGGAGGACAAGGGGUGGAGGUCAGUGGUGUGGGAUUGGCAGAGAGGGUGAGGACACUGAAUGGAAGCCAGUGAUGGGAUUGGCAGAGAGGGGUGGAGGACACUGGAUGGAAGCCAUUGGGAUUGGCAGAGAGGGGUGGAGGACACUGGAUGGAAGCCAGUGAUGGGAUUGGCAGAGAGGGGUGGAAGGCAGUGGAGGGAUUGG